AUGGUAGUUCUUGGUGUUGUAAAGAUGCCGCCACGUCUCUCGCCCGGCUCUCAUCUCUUGCCUCUCGCCCGACGCUCGUCUCUCCUCUCGCCUCUCGCCCGACGCUCGUCUCUCCUCUCGCCUCUCGCCCCGGGGCUAUUUCAGCCUUUCAGCCAGAAAUUCAAGUUUACAAAGUAUCUAAAGCAACAUAGAUUCCGAAUUCCUUUUCACUUCUCCCGCUCGGGGGCGUUUGCGGUAUUCAGCACAAGAUGCACUAAUGGUGGGGAAGUAGGGUGCCUUACGGCCAAGGGACUCCCUGGAUACACCAAAUCCUCAGUAGUACUCUCUGCACCAACAAUUGCACCUUCCGAAGUAACUGCCUCAAUAGAUCUGGUCUUAAUCGCUGCCUUUCCCUUGGCUCUUUUCCGAUUAAUCGACGCUGCGGUGCUGCCCCGACUCCCUGGAUUCACCAAACGCUCUGUGGUACUCUCUGCAGCAGUAUUUGUACCACCCGAAAUAACAGAGUCUCCACCUCUUCUCUUAGUCGGCUUCUUCCUUCUUUUCACGGCAGAUUCAGGCACGGCGGCGCCCUGGGUCAGCAGAGAGGUGAUGUGGCACUCCUGCCAGUUCAGGUCUUUGAGGUCCUUGAUAACCUCCUUCAGCGUUAAGCGUGUGUCCCCUGACAAGCCGCCGUCCAGCAACGUCGAGCGGCGGAGAUCCAUCAGAUCUAUCGUCGAUAUCAUAUCGACCAUUACAGCCUGA
This is a messenger RNA of Striga asiatica, 741 nucleotides long. The record is from the annotation of a GenBank genome assembly. NCBI's taxonomy places the organism in Eukaryota, Viridiplantae, Streptophyta, Magnoliopsida, Lamiales, Orobanchaceae.